AGAACAUGUUUAAAAGAUUCAUGGGAAUUGUGUGUUUGAUCAUGAAAAGAAACCAGUCAGUGUUUCUGUCUCUCGCCACCAUCAUCAUCGUAUACCUGUUUGUGAAGCGGGUGUCCGUCGUGUGGAGAGACAACGAUAUGACUUCUCGUCCCAAUGACGAUGCACUGGGUUUUCUACGUCGUGCCGGAGAUAAUACCAGCGCACCACAUGAGGACAGUGAGUCCCGAGAAACUGACAGUCCGUAUGAUGACCUAUGCGUGUUUUAUUCUAUUGAAAAUGUCGACUCUUCUGCCUCGUGCAUGGAACCUGACUGGUUAUGUGACGAGUAUGCGGAUUCCAGUGACGUCAUUUGCAGGUGGUACAAAGCCCAGACACAGAACCUAGUUGCUGGCAGUUGUCUCUUGCCAAACGCUACAGAACUCGGAUUUCAAAAUGGCGGCUAUGCCAUUCCAAGGAUUGUAUACUACGUGGCAUUUGGUGUCAGUCGACUCUCUUUUAUACAUUAUCUGAGUUUGCUGAGUGCCAGGAGGUUUAUCAAGCCAUGGGCGAUAUAUGUUGUCGGUGACAUGAGGCCGAUGGGGACGUGGUGGCAGAAGGCGGAGGCGGAGCUGGGGGUGAGGUUUGUCCAAAGGGAGAGGCCAGUCUGGCUUGCGGAAAAGAAAAUAACCUCCACCGAUCUGGCAGGGCAUCUCAUUAGAUUGCAGCUGCUCAUGGUUAAUGGCGGAAUCUACCUUGACCUUGACAUGCUGCUUCUUCGUCCUCUUGAGCCAUUCCUGCAUUAUGACGUCACUCUUGGUCAUCAAGACAACGAUAGGGGGUUGAAUAAUGCUGUCAUACUGGCCAAAAGAGGCGCUACAUUCAUCGGGGAAUGGUACCUCAAAUACAACGACUUCAAAGAUGUCGAUUUCGCCACUUUGUCGGAAAUAACAGUUCGCCAGUUGUCGAAGGAGAGUCCAUCGUCCGUCCACAUGGAAACAGCGAGCUUCUUCUUCCCAGAUAAGCAUCAAAUCCGGUUCCUGGGUAUAAAGAAUUCUUAUGAAUGGCGGGGAAAUUAUGGAAUACAUCUACAGUGGCAUCGAGAAUUUCAACUGCCAACAAGUCCGGAUGGUAUUGGUAAGAUGAGGAACUGCACUCUCCGAGAGAUCCUGGAAUACGUAUACAAUGACAAGGGGUGAUGCUGACAGGC
Messenger RNA from Haliotis rufescens (red abalone), 1186 nucleotides. RefSeq lists its product as uncharacterized. The transcript has 2 exons. Bases 6 to 1175 code for a protein of 389 amino acids. The record is from RefSeq and is a predicted model, not a curated record. NCBI's taxonomy places the organism in Eukaryota, Metazoa, Mollusca, Gastropoda, Lepetellida, Haliotidae.